Molecule: messenger RNA, 3063 nt
Organism: Lucilia cuprina (Australian sheep blowfly)
Lineage: Eukaryota; Metazoa; Arthropoda; Insecta; Diptera; Calliphoridae
Gene: piwi
Product: protein piwi
Exons: 8
Coding region: 206-2953 (915 amino acids)
Biological process (GO): regulatory ncRNA-mediated gene silencing
Cellular component (GO): P granule
Molecular function (GO): piRNA binding; protein binding
Source: RefSeq, a predicted model, not a curated record
CUUCUUAUUUGCCGAAGAAGAAGCAUACGUUGAAGUUGUUGAGAAAUCAAAUCAACAUAAUCGUGUAUUAAAAAUUGACAAUUUUAAAUAUUUAUUAAUAAAAUAUUUAAUUUAAAACAAUUGCCGCCAUAUGGAAUAAAUAUUUGUUUAAGGUUUAAUAAUUCUGAUUGCAUCAAACAUUUUGUAAACGCAAAUUGGAUACAACAUGUCAGACGAUCAAAAUCGUGGUCGUCGCCGUCCUUCGCGUGAGUAUCAUUCAUCGGAGGCUAGCAGUUCUUCACGUCGUCCUCGCGAACCUUCAUACACAGAAGAACCGAGACCAAAAAUUUACAAAAGAGAAAGAGAUUCCACAGAAGAUCGCUCUAGAUUAAGUUCCGUUAAACGUGAACCGCGUGAUUCACCCGAAGAUCAUUCACGAUCAUCGUCACAGAAACGUGAAUAUGAUGAGAGACGAGAUCGACGGGAUGAAAGACCAACAACCUCACAAGCAGCCUUUAGAGAAGCUGUUCCACCCUUAGCUAGUAGAGCAGGCGGUGAAUAUCGUGGAGGUCUCGAUGAACGUGGAGGUGCCGAUGAACGUGGAGGUGUCGAUCAACGUGGAGGUGGCGAUCAACGUAGAGAUCGCAAUAAUCGCUAUGAAGUUUCAUUAGUUCAUACAAAACCAUCAGAUGUUGUUAGCAAAGUUGGUGUUCAGGGCACAAGAGUUGUACUGCAAACAAAUUAUUUCCGUUUGAAAACUACACCCACCUGGAGAUUAUAUCAAUAUCAUGUUAGUUUUUCACCCACCAUCGAAUUGAAACGUUUAAAGAGUGGCAUUCUAUCAGAGCAUCGUUCCAAAUUGGGUGGCUAUCUAUAUGAUGGCACAAAACUAUUCACCACCAUUAAACUACGUGAAGAACAAACUAUUUUACACACAAAAUCCCGGCAGGGAGAAAAUUAUGUUAUAACAAUCAAAUAUGUAGGUCUCAUUUCCAUGACAGAAUGGCAAUCGUUGCAAAUUUUAAAUUUAAUUCUAAGACGUUCUAUGGAGGGGUUAAAACUGCAAUUAGUGGGACGUAAUUUUUAUGAUCCCAUAGCCAAGAUUGACAUACGUGAGCAUCAUAUGCAGCUCUGGCCGGGCUAUCAAACUUCUAUACGUCAGCAUGAAAAGGAUAUUUUAUUAUGUGCCGAAAUUGCCCACAAAGUAAUGCGCACUGAAACUGUUUAUGACAUUUUCAAGCGUUGUUUCGAUCGCAGUUCAGGUGACUUUCGGGAAGACUUUAAACGUCAUGUUAUUGGUUUAACGGUUUUAACCGAUUACAACAAUAAAACAUAUCGCAUUAAUGAUAUUGAUUUCCAAAAGACACCCAAAGAAACAUUUAGUAUGAAAGGUGAAUGUGUCUCAUUUCUCGAUUAUUAUUACAAAAGAUAUAAUUUACGCAUUAAAGAUCCGGGACAACCUUUACUGCUGUCUAAAUCAAAAGAACGUUCAGUGCGUGGUGGCGAGAAAGAGGUGGUUAUUUUAAUUCCAGAAUUGUGUCGUGCCACAGGUUUAGAUGAUAGUAUGCGCAAUAAUUUCCGUCUCAUGCGUGCUUUAGCCGAUCAUACGCGCAUGAAUCCAGAUCGUCGUAUUGAUCGUUUGAAAAUAUUCAAUAGACGUUUGCAACAAACCGAGGAUAGUGUUAAAAUUUUAAAUGAAUGGAAUAUGCAAUUGGAUGAUCGUUUAGUUGAGGUUGAGGGUCGUAUAUUGGAUCAACAAAAAAUCGUUUUUCGUGAUCAUAGAAAGGAACCUUCUGGUGAACAAGCUGACUGGACUAGACAUUGCCGCAUAGGCAUGUUUACUACACCUUCACGCGGUUUAAAUCGUUGGUGUGUUAUUGCUACCUCACGCAAUGCUCGCGAAUUGCGCAAUUUUGUGGAAUCUUUACUGCGUGCCGCGAAUGGCAUGCAAAUGCAAAUGGAAAGACCAAGAGAAGUUAUUAUAUACGAUGAUCGCACCCACAGUUACAUACAAGCCAUGGAAGAUUGUUGCCGUCAAGAUCCACAAUUAAUUAUGUGCCUGGUGCCAAACAAUAUGGCUGAAAGAUAUGCCUCCAUUAAAAAGAAAAGUUGCCUCGAACGCAGCGUACCCACUCAGGUUAUAACACAAAAAUCCGCCAGUAAUCCUAAAGGUCUUAUGAGCAUUGCCACCAAAGUCGCCAUACAAAUCAAUUGUAAAUUAGGCUACACACCCUGGAUGAUUGAUAUACCGCUAAAAGGUUUAAUGACUAUCGGUUAUGAUGUGGCAAAAAGUUCAAGAGAUCGUUCUAAAGCAUUUGGUGCCUUAGUAGCCACCAUGGAUUUAAAAUCAAAUGCCACAUUCUAUAGUACAGUAGCCGAGUGUAGUUCACAUGAUGUUUUAGCCAAUAGCUUGUGGCCCAUGAUGACAAAAGCAUUGCGUCAAUACAAAAAAGAACAUGAUGCCUUACCCAAUCGUAUACUUUUCUAUCGUGAUGGUGUCAGUGAGGGUUCUUUGAAACAAUUGUACGAACAUGAAGUUAAAGAUAUUGUGGAGAAAUUAGAACAAGAGUACAAGAGAGCUAAAGCUGAAAAACCGCCCAUGUUUGCCUAUGUUGUAGUAACGAAAUCAAUAAAUACCCGCCUAUUUGCACGUGGUCACAAUCCUCCACCCGGUACUGUGGUGGAUGAUGUAGUUACUCUACCCGAGCGUUAUGAUUUCUAUUUAGUUUCACAAUCAGUACGUCAGGGUACUGUCUCGCCCACUAGUUAUAAUGUAGUCUAUAGUACCAUACGUUUGAAACCAGAUCAAAUGCAAUUGUUAACCUAUAAAAUGACACAUUUGUAUUAUAAUUGGUCGGGUACUACGCGAGUACCGGCUGUGUGUCAAUAUGCCAAAAAAUUGGCCACUUUAGUGGGUUCCAGUCUCUUCCAACCACCACAGAAUGCUUUAGAAAAGAAACUUUAUUAUUUGUAAGAAAUUCGUUUCUUUCUUUCUUUUUUUUGUCGUUUAGUUUUAGUUUUUAUUAAAAAUAAGUUAAGUUUCUUAUAUUUUAGUUUAUUUUAGUGUUUAAAACAAACCGUUUU